Molecule: messenger RNA, 1332 nt
Organism: Chlamydomonas reinhardtii
Lineage: Eukaryota; Viridiplantae; Chlorophyta; Chlorophyceae; Chlamydomonadales; Chlamydomonadaceae
Exons: 6
Coding region: 237-1148 (303 amino acids)
Source: RefSeq, a predicted model, not a curated record
UACAUAUGUCCAGCAUGAUUCGCGGCUCUUGCUUGGGUCGCGGGAACUUGCGCCAGGCAUUUUCGCCUGUAGGUGUAGGUGCCACCGCUGCGCUUCGCGUGGUCCGUGCCGCAAAUCCUCAGCAUCAGGGACAGCCUACGCGGCUUGGGAAUGAGCGCGGCUUCACGGCAGUGGUGCGGUCGACGGAUGAAUCCACCACUGGUGUGGCAGCGACGAGUGAUAAACGCGCUGGCCGUAUGACCUACAAGCCGUUGAGCUAUGGGGAAAUGGUGAAUGAUGCCGUGGAUGCCGUGUCGAAUGCGAUCAACGACGGCCUCAAACUGCUGGAGGUGGAGUUCCCCGCGUUGCCCACCAAUAUCGACGCCUACAAGGGCGCCUCUGACCUGUUCAUUGACUCCAACACCCAGCUGGCCCUAGCCGCUGCCAAACGCCUGUCGGCGCGCGGCCGGAAGGUCCACAUCGUUCUGCCUGAUGGAGGCGAGCACGCGCGCACGUGCAGGAUCUUUAAGAACUCCAUCCAGCUGGCGGAGGGUGUGACGGUGGGCCACCUACUGGAGGGCAACGCCCCCAACCCGCUGGCCGGCCUGUUCGGCGGCUCGGGGCCCGCCAGCAAGGAGGCGGGCGAGAAGGCGGACACUUACAUCUUCAUCAACGCCACCUGCGUGGAGCUGCUCAACGUGCGCACGUACAUCGAAAAGAUGCCGGCCGGUUCUGACAAGGUAAUGAUCCUGUGGAACCUGGAGCUGGACUCGCUGCGCGGCGACCUGGGCCUGCCCGCAUUCCCGCCCAAGGACCUGCAGUACCAGUUCCUGUGCCGCUUCCGGCCCGCCUUCUACCUGCGCCCGCGCGACUACUCCAAGUCGGUGCCUGUGCCGCCCUUCAUCAUCAACUACUCGGGCGCGUUGUUCCGCGAGUACCCCGGCCCCUGGCAGGUGAUGCUGAAGCAGGAUGGCGGCGAGUACGCGUGCAUCGCCGAGGACCGCGCGCGCUACAACCUGGGCGAGUUCAAGGAGGAGCUGACGGUGGCCAUGGGCCUGGCCACGGAGGCGGAGGGCAGCACCAUGCAGUUCCUGCGCCGCGGCGUCAAGACCAGCACCUGGUACGAGGAUGACUACGAGCAGGAGAAGUUCCACGAGUGGCGCUUGUAAAGGAAAGUCGAGGAGGUUGUGGCAGCUUCGGGUGUGUUUGGGAUCUAGCUUUGUCGCCGACGCGGUUCAUGACCGGGUGGGGUUUGAGUGUUGCGCUGUGCAAUUUUAUGCGUUAAGAGUGACACGUUGAAAGCCACAGUGUCUUUCAGACUUGGGUGAGAGCGCCAUGUAAUUCCACUAGUAC